AUGGUUCGGGAACCACGCCCAUGCCCACCAAGCCCACCACAGCCAAACACAUGGUUCGUAGAACGUAGCCGCUGCAUCCACGUUAACAACCAGUGCACAUCCGUCGUGCCGUCAUCGCCGCCACAACAAAUGGCUACGCCCGAGCUUGUAAUUGCCAAGGCGGCUCUUUCUGCAGCUCUCUUCCGCGCAGAUCCCGAGUCAGUCUCGCGCGAAGACGUCGACAGCAUUUUCGCCAGCAUUGAUGCGACGCUCGCCGUUUGCUCGCGUCCCAACGUCCAGAAGUGCAAGCAAUUGAUCUGUCGCCACAUUGCGCCAUCCGCUUCGAGAUCCAACGCGCUCGCCAAGUACGCCGUCGCCUUAGCUAGAACCCAGUCCGACUCCGACACGAAGCCCAGCUUAAAGCGACGACGACUACAUAUCCUCUAUAUCCUGAGUGAUGUAUUCCAUCACUCAAUUGCAAGACAGCGAAAUGCGCAUUUUGCCAGCAGCUGGAAGGAUGCUCUGCCAAGUAUCCUGGUCCAAACGGUUGGCUUCGAGAACAGCCCAAAGCAUGCUGCAAAAAUCGACAUGCUGCUCUCGCUAUGGGAGGCGGCAGACUACUUCGAUUCUGCGACGAUGCAAAAGCUACAGGCUAUUGCUAAAGGACAUAUAACGUCCAUUGAACUGACAGAGGCAGCACCCACCAGCUCUCUCAAGAUCGCCAAAGACAUGCCAUUUGUUCUCCCCUCUGUCCACGGUAGCUCGACAACUCCAUGGUACGAUCUGCCAGCCUCGACCUGGCUGCCUCAUUUAACACCUAAUUCUACACGGCCGAUGUUCCCGCAUUUGAUCCAGCCAAUCCAAAUGACAGCUGGUCCAGCCGACAAGGCAGUCGUCGACGCUGUACAGCAGCUGCUUCGCAAGGCCAACAGGUUGUACAACGGCCAAGAUGACAAGGACAGUUCCGACGAAGUGACAGACGUCAAUGAGCUCGGAGAAAGAAUUAUACUAGAUGCUGUCAGUGGUCAAGUCAUUGCAGGCGAGACAUACUAUGGCUGGUCGCGACCGUUUUGUGAGCGCAUGAAGGCUCGACAGAACAAGGCACGGGGGAAGUCCAUCCCAGAUGCAGGCCGGCCACGCUCCCGUUCCAUGUCCUCCAUGUCUUCGCGUUCACGAUCCCGGAGCUACUCUCCGCAGAGAAAACGAAGAAGAUCAACUUCUGCACGGCGCAGUAGCCCCAAUAGCCCUCGGCGGCGCAAUGCCUCGCCUGACCACACGCGCAAACGCCAGAGAUCGUAUAGUCGCUCGGCAUCAAGAUCAGUCUCGCCGGUCCGAUUCUCCAACCCAACCGGGCAAACCGUCCCAGCGCUCUAUCCCGGUCUACCUACCAAUACCCAACCUUUCCAAAAUUCCUGGCCUCCACCACCACCACCGCCAAACUGGGUUCCUGACCCAGGCAUGAUGGCGCAGAUGAUGGCGGCCUGGGGAACUGCUGGGGCACCCCUUCCUCCUCCCCCCCCUCCAGUGCCAAUGCAAAUGCAGCAUACGGAUAGAACCGAUCGUAGCAAUCAUCAGAUGGGUGAGAAUAAUCGUGGGCGCGGCCAAGUCAGGCGUCAAGGAGGGUAUAGACAAUGA
Messenger RNA from [Torrubiella] hemipterigena, 1614 nucleotides. Lineage: Eukaryota; Fungi; Ascomycota; Sordariomycetes; Hypocreales; Clavicipitaceae. The record is from the annotation of a GenBank genome assembly.